GAAAGUUUGUAAAAAGCAAACUCCAUUCAGCUUGCGUCAAGUCAAGUCAAAGGCAUUGCCGCUCGAGUUCCAAGUGGCUGCGCACGAAAGUCGCCGUUGUCUGCUCUGCCUGCUAUUCUCUGCCAUUCUCUGCCUUCCUCCUCUCCACUCAACAGAUAAGAUGAUGAACUUUAUUAGAGUACGAAAUACUAACUAUAUAGCUAGCUAGCUAGUAGCACUUACUUGUGUCCGAGAGGUGAACUGUGUGGGAGUCGGUUUUCAACGAUCAGCUAUUUUUGCCAGGUGGCAACUGAGAUGGCCUCGCGGGAGUAGAUUUGGAAACGAACCCAGAAAACCAGCCAUCAUUUGAUAGGUACGGUAUCAUCGAGCCAUCGAGUUGGCUGUCUACGCACGCACUUUGUGGUAGAAUGGAGCCAUUCAACAAGGAGCAAUCUGGCUCUUGCGCUGCUUUGGUUGCUCUUGGUAUCACAUUGGCAUGGGAGCUGUUUUUGUGGUCGGGGUGGGGCUGUUUAUUGUCAAUCACGAGAAUGACGUGCAACUCAUGAAUCGUUAAAGAUCCACGUCUCAGGGUUCCGGAUACGACUUGACCCUUGGCCAAGCAGCAAUCAAUCCAUUCCCAUGUUCGCUCCGUCGCUCCAAGGUUCGACUGAGCCUCUGUAGACAGCACAACCACCCAAGAGCAUCCGUUGCGUGCAUUAUUUUUUACUGACGACACCAAGAAAGAAGAAGAAUAGAAAACAGACAACAGACAAAAGCAGGCAGAACAAUGUUUGGCGUCCGCAAUAGCAGCACAGCGAUGGAUGUCUUGAACGACGAUCGAUUGACUCCAGCCCAAAAGUCGGCGUACUGUUAUGACCAUGGGAUCUGCGACAAGUGCGGCAUCAAGACUCAUUGGAUCGGUCCCUUCAAGCGACGCCCGUACACCAACGAGCGUGUCUGGAAUGGAAUUUGUCGGUUUUGUCGACCGGGGGAAUGUCCUGCCUACGAGCCACCUGCAAAUAACAAUAAGAAAGUGUUUCCGAAUUUAGCCGCCGAUGAAUUGUUUGCCAAGGCCACGUCGGCGUUGGAAGAGAUUCAGACGGGAGUGACAGUGGGCGUCAAGGAAGGUGUGGUAGUGAUGAAAGGAGGCAUCAACACGUUGAACGACAGCAUCAAAAAGGAGACGGAGAAAAUGAAUCGAAGCAUGACGUCCGCGUCGUCGGUGAGAAGCAGUGGCAGCAACAACACACAGCAAGCACGACCAUUGAAUCUAUUUGGUCAAACAUCAUCCACUCAAAGACAACAACAACCAUCCCAGCAACAGCAACAGCAGCAACGAUCACAACGAUCCUCCCAAACAACAAAGCCCAAAAUGAACAUUUUUGGCCCCAAACGCGACAAUGCCCCGCCACCUCCGCCCACGCAACCGGCUUUUUCCAAUUUGAAAUCCAAGUUUCAAACCAACGAGGAAGGCAAAGAACUCUUGUUGCAAGACGAAAGCACGGCGGCGUCUUCAACAACGCAAGUAGAAGAUUUGGAUGGAAGCGCCGUCAAGGGCAAACUGGUAAAGACACCGUUUGGCAAGGGGCAAGUAGUCGAUUAUCGCUCGGAAGAUGAUAUUUAUGUCAUUGAUUUGCAUCAUCAUGAAAACAACAACAGCAGCAAUACCACUCAACAACAACAACAACCACCAGCCAACAACACCAAAUUGUUUUGCAAAAAGGAAUCAUUCUCUAUUGAACAUGAAAACAAGAGUCGACAAAAGAAAUCCAUGGAACUCAACGAAGCCUACGAAUCACUCGAGAAAAUGAGACGUCUCAAUCUCGAAGUGGAAUGUCAAGAACGGGGUGUAAAUGUGGCGGUGGAUUUUGACAUGUGCACCGUCUGUCUGCUCCAUCCUGAAUUAUCACGCACGCAACAACAACAAAAAUCAUUUCCUCGCAUUCGACAAAUGAUGCAAAACAAUCAAAAGGUGUCGGCCAGUCCGUGCCUCUUUUGUGCCGCACCCUGUUGCAGCGAUCACGCCAAUCAAGCAUUCCGCAAGGAACACAUUACGGCCUGCGAAGACUGCUGUAAAUUGUUCCAAUCGGAAUAUGUCGUCGAUUGUAUCAAUCAGGCACAUGGCGUUCACGCGGAAAAAGUUGUACAACAUGGAGAUGUCAUGCAGGAACGUCCGUUGGAUCACAUGAUGGAUUUGUACGAUCGGGUGCGCCUGCUGUUGCAAUACAGCAGUCAGUACAUUGAAUCCAUUGCGGUGGCGUUGGAAGCCAACACGAAAAAAUACAACAAUGUCAAUGUCGGUGCAUCGUCCGCCGGAAUGGUGUCGGGUGCAUUGGGUGUUGCGGCGGCGGCCGCAAUUUUUACUCCGGCCGGUCCGCCACUGUUGGUGGCGUCGCUGUUGUUGGGGGGUGGAGCCACCACGGUGCAAACGGGAACUGAAGUGGUCAAUUACUUUUCCGAGCCAAACAAAUUCGCCGACAAAAUCAUUGCACUCGUGGGCAUGCUCCAUUCCCUCUUGCGCGUCAAGGAGAAUCUGAGAGAAAUAUUGACGGCGCGGUUGUUGGAACAAGAGGGCAAUCCCGAGAUUGAUCGAUUGAAGAAGAGCCUCGUCAAACUCAAGGAAAAGCAACGAGAGGCUGCUUUCAAGGCGGGAACCACCGUGGCCAGCACGGCUGUCUUGGGUGGAGUGGCCAUUGCGGAAGUGGCUGCAGCUGGCGCCACCAUCGAAUCGGCAGCUCUCAUGUCCUCAAUCGAAACGGGAGUGUUGGCAGGACGCAAUGCCAACAUGAUAUCCAAGAGCGGAACGGCGAUUGCUCGCGGCGCACGUUUUGCUCGGUUUGCGGGUGGAGCGCUAAGUGCGGCCACGUUGGUCUUGGAAGCCCGUACCAUGACGACAACGAUUGAACAAAUCAAGGCUGGACAUCCCUGCGAAAAAGCUGAUGCCUUGCGUGCUAUCCUGAAAGAACUGCCGACACUACCCACGACGGAUCAACUAGACGAGGAAUGCCGUAUCUACAUUGGUGCCAUGUCGAAUCGAGUGAACGCAACCUCAUUAGAAGACGCCAUCAAUCUGAUUGAAAGCAAAGCGAUUCAAGAGUGGCAGCUCACAAAAGCCAGCACUCAAGGCCAGUCGCAGGAAGAGUCCGCAAACCAAUACAUGGCGCCGGCGGGGGCAUCCAUUUUGGAGGGUGAUGAAGAUGGCAAAGAAGGCGGCGACGACAAUGACGAACUUGCCCUGUUGGGUUCCGCUUUGAGGGAGGCACAAGAACAACGCAGCUUGGCCCAAUCCAUGUCGGGACUACCACCACCAACGGGACCUCCGUUGGAAAUUGAGACGGCUUCGGUGUCGGAUUCGGUUUCCGUGUUGUCCGCACCACCCAAAAUGUCUCAAUCUCUGACACAGCUACCUUCGUCCUCAGAUCCAGCUUCUCCAGCGACUCUUAGCCAAUCGACUCUAUUUGAACGCAUCCAGAGAUUCAAGCAGGAUGACAGCGUUGCCUCAAGCGUCCAUUCAUCGUCUGCUGCUAACAAUAACUAAGGACUAUGAAGAGUUUUUUGUACUGUGGCCAUCACAGCCGUUCGCAUUUGUUGACUUUACGGAUAACCAGCUACUUCAAGUACAUUUGUUGCAUUCCCCAAAAAGCACCU
Molecule: messenger RNA, 3627 nt
Organism: Seminavis robusta
Lineage: Eukaryota; Bacillariophyta; Bacillariophyceae; Naviculales; Naviculaceae
Source: the annotation of a GenBank genome assembly